Molecule: messenger RNA, 2074 nt
Organism: Gryllus bimaculatus (two-spotted cricket)
Lineage: Eukaryota; Metazoa; Arthropoda; Insecta; Orthoptera; Gryllidae
Source: the annotation of a GenBank genome assembly
AAAAACGCCCCCGCCGUGACAGUGAUUUCUCACUGCCGUGACCAGGAUUCGAACCUGGGUUAUUGCGGCCACAACGCAAUGUCCUAACCACUAGACGAUCACGGCUAAGUGGAGGCUUGCAGAGUGGGGUCGUCACAUAAGUAUAUAUAGUAUGAAUAAAAAUUGUAUCGAAGUUACUAUUAUUAUAUUUUAUUAUUUAUUACCAUUUUGUUACGAAUAUUUUAUGUUUAAUGAAGACGAGUUUUAUUGCUUUAGAAUAAUAUUUCCGAACAAGCGAAUACUGCGCUUCUAGUGGCCAUUUGCACAACUUGAUUCCGCUCAGCUGUUCGGCUAGAGAUGAGCGGCUGCACGCGGGAUGCACUUGUGGACAUUUAAAUUUUUAACUUUUUCUAAACGAAUUCCAUAAUUCGAAUUAAGACUUUGGCACUAUUAAUUGGUUGCAAUGGAGAACAAGAACGAUAGUUCAGCCACUGACUUGUCGCAAUUCGACUGGUUACAACUGAAGAAGGACAUAGACAGCGAAAUGAAAAUGGAAAGUACAGAGCAGAAGUUUAUUCGCAAAUUUAAAGAAAAUCCGCUCGUUCCUAUUGGUUGUACAGUGACACUUGGUGCUCUGACAUAUGGACUUUGGAGUUUUAGGCAUGGGCGAAGUCAAAUGUCUCAAUAUAUGAUGCGUUUACGUAUAGUUGCUCAAGGUUUUACAAUUGUAGCAAUGUUGGUUGGUAUUGGACUAGCUGCAAAAAAAACUAUAUCAGAUUGUACAAGUUGGUCAACACCAAAUUGUAUUUUAUUCACCUAUGAUCAUGUUCACAUAUUUAUUCAAAUGAACACCUUAGGAUUUUCCUUUUGCCAGACUACUUUGAAGAUCAAAAUGUCAGCAGCAGCAACCCUACAGGAACGAGGCUUAGACAAUGUAGAUGCAGAGCAAAUUAAAUCUUUCAAAGAUUUUCUCAUGUCAUACAACAAACUCUCUGAACAUUGUUUUAUUGACUGUGCGUGGGACUUUACAACACGUGAAGUGAAGAGCCAAGAGGAAAAGUGUGCUUUGAACUGCAUGGAAAAGUAUUUGAAAAUGAACCAACGUGUAUCACAGCGGUUCCAAGAAUUUCAGAUAAUUGCCAAUGAAAAUGCCAUGGCAGCUGCACAGAAAAUGGGUGGACCAAGAUAAUUUUAAGAAAUGAAGUAGAGUAAAACCUGUAAUUUAUUGGAACUGUUUCAAAAUCAGUUAAUGUAAAGUUAUUGUAAUUGCAAUAAAGCCAUUGUUAUAUGUUUAUUUGAAAACUGCAAAAAACUGCUUUCAUAGAUCAAGCAUUCAGUAUCUCCAAUUCAUGUCAUGUAUCCUUAUCUUCUGUUGGGUAAGGUUUGGUUCCAAAUCUUAAAGUAUUUGGAAUAAACAGUGAGUGAGAUAUUCAGGCAUAUUUGAAAGCAUUGUGGACAAUUUAGGAUCAAAAGGAGUCGCAUGUCCCUAUUGCACUGAAGUAAGUUCUUUUAACCAAUGUUUGUCUCUCACUACUUUCAGCAUUUGAGAGGUCUGCUUUUAAAAAUGUUUCUAAAAAUUUAAUGCUUAGUAUUAUUGUAUUAAGUAGAUCUUCAUAUUUGCACUUUUUUGUGAUUCAUUCUACCUCAACUUCGAGUUUACUCUGAUUGUAUUCUGAGCACAAUUAGGUGACACCUUUACUUGGAAUAAAAUUGAUGUUUUUAAGUUAAAAAUAUUCACUUACACUUACAUCAUGUUACAACACAGACAUGUUAGGUAUCAUGGAAUAGGCAAGACAAAUAAUUACUGUACUGUUAGCUGGGGUAACUUCUUGAGGUCUUUUUCCAAAUAACUCCAAAAUAGGUUGUGUGGAGUAUGCUUAUUAUUAUAGUUUGAAGGAUUUAUCUUUUCUGGAUAAAUUAUGAGGAAUAAUUUAUUGUUUCAGUUCAACUAUUAGAUGAAAUUUUUCUUGAAAGUUGUCACAAUGUUUCUCCAUCAAUGGUAACUUUGUGAAAAUUGAUUUUUUUUUGUAAUUUUUAUGUAUAUUUAAAUCAAAUAUACAAUAUUACCGCUAAUCAUGUUUGUUUAUUUCUAUUG